Messenger RNA from Closterium sp. Naga37s-1, 514 nucleotides. Lineage: Eukaryota; Viridiplantae; Streptophyta; Zygnematophyceae; Desmidiales; Closteriaceae. The record is from the annotation of a GenBank genome assembly.
CCCUUGUGCUGCCUCGUUCUGCCUGUGCUGCCCCGUUGUCCCCGUGUUGCCCCGUUCUGCCCGUGUUGCCCCGUUCAGCCCGUGUCCUGCCCUGUUCAGGCCGUGUCCUGCCCCGUUCUGCUCGUGUUGCCUCGUUCAGCCCGUGUCCUGCCCCGUUCUGUCCGUGUUGGCCUGUUCUGCCCGUGCUGCCCCGUUCUGCCCGUUUGUGUCCUACCCGUGCUGUCCGUACCCGUUGGUGCCCCACCCGUGCUGUCAGUUCUCGCUCGUGCCCCACCCGGUCUGUGCUGCCCGGUCUCGUGCUGCCUGUCACCCCCGUGCGGCCCGUCCCGUACAGCACCUAGUUGCUACCCGAACCCGCUACCCGUACCCGUGCUCCUCGCACACCGUGCACCAGCUGCGGGGCGUUCAACCGCAGCCGGGCACCUGUUCCACGGCGGUGGUUCAGAUGCAGCUUGGUGGUUGCUGCUUGUCGGCUUCAGAGGGGGCCCCUUGCUGGUGUUCCCACGCCCUGUAA